Molecule: messenger RNA, 1832 nt
Organism: Zootoca vivipara (common lizard)
Lineage: Eukaryota; Metazoa; Chordata; Lepidosauria; Squamata; Lacertidae
Gene: ATP6V1B1
Product: ATPase H+ transporting V1 subunit B1
Biological process (GO): proton transmembrane transport; ATP metabolic process; vacuolar acidification
Cellular component (GO): proton-transporting V-type ATPase, V1 domain
Molecular function (GO): ATP binding; proton-transporting ATPase activity, rotational mechanism
Source: RefSeq, a predicted model, not a curated record
GUCAGGCAGAUCAGGUAUAAAAACUUCAGAGAGCAGCUCUUGCUUUUCGGCUCGCGUCUGCCUGGACUCCCCAAGGACAUGGCCACCAAGGUGGAAGUGAGGGUCAACGGGCACCCAGGAGGAGUCCUGGCCGGGGCAAGGGAGCACGUCCAAGCAGUGACCAGGAACUAUAUCACCCACCCGAGACUGACCUACUGGACUGUGAGUGGCGUGAAUGGGCCACUGGUUGUCCUGGACAAUGUUAAGUUUGCCCAGUAUGCGGAGAUUGUCAACUUUACCCUCCCGAACGGCACACAGCGAAGUGGCCAGGUACUGGAAGUGUCUGGCUCCAAAGCCAUUAUCCAGGUGUUCGAAGGAACAUCUGGGAUCGAUGCGAGGAAGACGUCCUGCGAGUUCACGGGGGACAUUCUCCGCACACCUGUUUCCGAGGACAUGCUUGGCCGAGUCUUCAACGGUUCCGCCAAACCCAUUGACAAAGGACCAACUGUGAUGGCAGAAGAUUUCCUGGACAUUAACGGCCAGCCCAUCAACCCGCACGGGCGCAUCUACCCCGAAGAGAUGAUCCAGACUGGGAUCUCCCCCAUCGAUGUCAUGAACAGCAUUGCCAGGGGUCAAAAGAUCCCCAUCUUCUCUGCUGCAGGUCUCCCCCACAAUGAGAUCGCGGCCCAGAUCUGCAGGCAAGCAGGGCUGGUGAAGAAAUCCAAAGACGUCAUGGAUUACCACGAGGACAACUUUGCCAUCGUCUUUGCUGCCAUGGGGGUGAACAUGGAGACGGCCCGCUUCUUCAAGUCGGACUUUGAGGAGAACGGCUCCAUGGAGAACGUCUGCCUCUUUCUGAACCUGGCCAAUGACCCCACGAUCGAGCGCAUCAUCACCCCACGCCUGGCCCUGACCACGGCCGAGUUCCUCGCCUACCAGUGCGAGAAGCACGUCCUCGUGAUCUUGACGGACAUGAGCUCCUACGCUGAGGCGCUGCGCGAGGUCUCGGCUGCCAGGGAGGAGGUCCCCGGGCGCAGAGGCUUCCCAGGGUACAUGUAUACUGACCUGGCGACCAUCUACGAGAGAGCCGGGCGCGUGGAGGGCAGGAACGGCUCCAUCACUCAGAUCCCCAUCCUGACCAUGCCCAACGAUGAUAUCACUCACCCCAUUCCUGACUUGACCGGAUUCAUCACUGAAGGGCAAAUUUAUGUGGACAGGCAGCUCCACAACAGACAGAUCUACCCUCCCAUAAAUGUCCUCCCGUCCCUCUCCCGUCUGAUGAAGUCGGCCAUCGGAGAAGGCAUGACCAGGAAGGACCAUGGAGAUGUCUCCAAUCAGCUGUACGCCUGCUACGCCAUCGGCAAGGACGUCCAAGCCAUGAAGGCCGUGGUCGGGGAGGAAGCCCUGUCAGCUGACGACCUCCUCUUCUUGGAGUUUCUGCAGAAGUUCGAGAAGCAGUUCAUUGCACAAGGCGCCUACGAAAACAGGACCGUCUUUGAGUCUCUCGACAUUGGCUGGCAGCUGCUGCGGAUCUUCCCCAAAGAGCUGCUGAAACGGAUUCCGGAGAAUAUCCUGGCAGAGUACUACCCCCGGGAAGCCAGAGGGGCCGAAGGCUCCUCCAACACGGCCCUCUGAGCCUCAGGGCUUGUCCACAUUAGGGCACAAUGUUGCUCUAAACCCACUUAACUGACUUGGCGGGUUGAGAUGGGGUGGCUGAUCCAAGGCUUUGGGGACAUUUACACAUCGCCGCCAGAAAGAGGAAUAUGAACCUGGAUGUAGACACACACUUUCAUUGCCGUGAAAUAAUCAGUUGUCAGUGCUGUCAUGAUUCAAAAUAAAAGUGUCUACUCAAA